Lodderomyces jiufengensis is the source of this 5487-nucleotide messenger RNA. RefSeq names its product bifunctional urea carboxylase/allophanate hydrolase (gene DUR1,2). The record is from RefSeq and is a predicted model, not a curated record. Gene Ontology annotation, cellular component: mitochondrion. The transcript has a single exon. The coding region runs from base 1 to 5487 and encodes 1828 amino acids. NCBI's taxonomy places the organism in Eukaryota, Fungi, Ascomycota, Pichiomycetes, Serinales, Debaryomycetaceae. Gene Ontology annotation, molecular function: urea carboxylase activity; metal ion binding; methylcrotonoyl-CoA carboxylase activity.
AUGUCUACUAAUACUAUAGGUUGGACAAUUGAUGAUUGGAAAAAUUUUCAUUUCAAUUCUACACCAGAUAAAUCUUUUGAUUUAUUGAUUAAUUUAUUAAAAUCUCAAAAAUCAUCACCGGAAGAUCCUGCUUGGAUAUCAUUAGCUUCCACUGACAAUUUAAAACAUCAAUGGGAUUUUUUACAAUCAAAGUCAAACAAAGAAAAAUUACCACUUUAUGGAGUUCCAAUUGCAAUUAAAGAUAAUAUAGAUGUGAAAGGAUUUGAAACUACUGCUGCAUGUCCUUCAUUUGCUUUCUUUCCCGAGAAAGAUGCAACCACAGUCAAAUUAUUAAGAGACGCUGGUGCAAUAAUUAUAGGUAAAACUAAUUUAGAUCAAUUUGCAACUGGAUUAGUGGGGACCAGAUCUCCAUAUGGUAUAACUCCAAAUACAUUUAAUGAUAAAUAUGUAAGUGGUGGAUCAUCAGCUGGUUCAGCUUCAGUUGUUGCAAGAGGUAUAGUUCCAAUUUCAUUAGGUACUGACACUGCAGGUUCAGGUAGAGUACCAGCAGCAUUAAAUAAUAUAAUUGGAUUAAAACCAACAAAGGGAGUAUUUUCUUGUUCAGGUGUAGUACCAGCAUGUAAAUCAUUAGACUGUGUUUCAAUUUUUUCAUUAAAUUUACAAGAUGCUCAAUUAACUUUUAGUCUAAUGGCUCAAGAAGAUGGUGAUAAUGAUGAAUAUUCAAGUUCAAUGCCAAUUAGUCCAUUAUUGAAAUUCUCGAAAAAGCCAAAAAUUGCAGUACCUACAAAUUUAAUUUGGUGCGGUGAGACUGAAAAUCCAACAUUAUAUAAUAAAGCAGUUGAAAUUUUGAGUGACAAAGUUGGUGCAGAGUUAGUAUCAAUAGAUAUACAACCAUUACUUGAUUUAGCUAAAUGUUUAUAUGAAGGUCCUUGGGUCACUGAAAGAUAUGUUGCCAUGAAAGAUUUUUUAGCCACAAAUCCACCAUCAAAAGAUUUAGAUCCAACAGUACUCAAAAUUAUAAAAGGUGGUGAAAAUUAUACAGCUGCAUCAUGUUUUGAAUAUGAAUAUAAAAGACAAGGUAUACUACAAAAAGUUAAAAAAUUAUUAAAAGAUAUCGAUGUUAUAGUUGUACCAACUGCACCAUUAAAUCCAACUAUUGAACAAGUACAAAAUGAACCAAUAAAAGUAAAUUCAUGUCAAGGUACAUAUACAAAUUUUGUAAAUUUAGCAGAUAUGUCUGCAUUGGCUAUACCAGCUGGGUUUAGAAAAGAUGGUCAACCAUUUGGUAUUACUUUAUUAUCUCAUAAAUUUAAUGAUUAUGCAUUAUUAGAAUUAGCAAGCCGUUAUUUAAAACCAUAUGCUGAAACAGUUCCACAUUUUUAUGGAUCAAUAAAAGAUAAAUUAAUUGAUUCUACAAUCCAUGAUGAAUUAAAUUCAAAUGUACCUUCCUUGAAACCACAAGAACAAAUAAAAUUAGCAGUAGUUGGAGCUCAUCUUGAAGGUUUCCAAUUGCAUUGGCAAUUAGAAGCUGUUGACGCAAGAUUUGUUGAAUCAACCACUACAUCAUCAAAUUAUAAAUUAUAUGCAUUACCUAAAACUGGACCAGUUGCAAAACCAGGAUUGAGAAGAGUAAUUGAAGGUGGAAAUAAAAUAGCUAUUGAAGUUUAUUCAAUACCGAAAGAAAAAUUUGGUCAAUUUAUAAAUUAUGUUCCAGAACCACUUGGUAUUGGAUCAGCAGAAUUGGCUUCAGGAGAAUGGGUAAAAUCAUUCAUUUGUGAAGAAUCAGGUUAUAAUGCACCAGGAACUGUUGACAUAACAUCAUACGGUGGUUGGAAAAAUUAUCAAGAACAUUUAGCUAGAGAAGAUGCAAAAUAUAAAAAACCAUUUAAUUCAGUUUUAGUAGCCAAUAGAGGUGAAAUUGCUGUAAGAAUCAUCAAAACCUUAAAAAAAUUAGGUAUAAAAUCAAUUGCAAUAUAUUCAGAUCCAGAUAAAUAUGCUCAACAUUCAUUAUUAGCAGAUGUUGCAAUCCCAUUACAUGGUACAACCGCUGCUCAAACAUAUAUUGACAUUAAUAAAGUUAUAAAAGCUGCUAAAGAUUCAGGAGCUGAAGCAAUUAUUCCAGGUUAUGGGUUUUUAUCAGAAAAUGCUGAUUUCUCAGAUCGUUGUGGUAAAGAAGGUAUAGUAUUUGUUGGACCUUCAGGUGAUGCUAUAAGAAAACUAGGUUUAAAACAUUCAGCUAGAGAAAUUGCUGAAAAAGCUGGGGUUCCAUUGGUUCCAGGUUCAGGGUUAGUUAAAGAUGCAAAAGAAGCAAGAGAAAUUGCUGCAAAAUUAGAAUAUCCAAUUAUGGUUAAAUCAACUGCUGGUGGUGGUGGUAUUGGUUUACAAAAAGUUGAUUCCGAGAAAGAUAUUGAAAGAGUUUUCCAAACCGUUCAACAUCAAGGUUUAUCAUAUUUUGGAGAUGCUGGUGUGUUUUUGGAAAGGUUUGUUGAAAAUGCAAGACAUGUUGAAAUCCAAAUGUUAGGUGAUGGUUAUGGUAAUGCUAUUGCUGUAGGAGAAAGAGAUUGUUCAUUACAAAGAAGAAAUCAAAAAAUUAUUGAAGAAACUCCUGCUCCAGAUUUACCAGAAGCAACAAGACAAAAAAUGAGAAAAGCAGCUGAAAGUUUAGGUGCAUCAAUGCAUUAUAAAUGUGCUGGUACUGUCGAAUAUAUAUAUGAUCCAAAAAGAGAUGAAUUUUACUUUUUGGAAGUCAAUGCAAGAUUACAAGUUGAACAUCCAAUUACAGAAAUGGUUACCGGUUUGGAUCUUGUUGAAUGGAUGUUAUUGAUUGCUGCUGAUACUCCACCAGAUUUUAAUCAAAAGAUUGAAGUUAAAGGUGCUUCAAUGGAGGCAAGAUUAUACGCUGAAAAUCCAGUUAAAGAUUUUAUGCCAUCACCAGGUCAAUUAACAGAAGUGAAAUUUCCAAAAUGGGCAAGAGUUGAUACUUGGGUUGAAAAGGGAACUGUUGUUUCAGCAGAAUAUGAUCCAACAUUAGCAAAAAUUAUAGUUCAUGGUAAAGAUAGAAAUGAUGCUUUGAAAAAAUUACGUCAAGCAUUAGAUGAAACUGUUGUUUAUGGUUGUAUUACAAAUGUUGAUUAUCUUAGAUCAAUUGCUAAUUCCAAGAUGUUUGAAGAAGCUAAAGUUGCCACAAAAGUAUUAGAUUCAUAUGAUUAUAAACCACAUGCUAUUGAAAUUUUAGCUCCUGGUGCUUAUACAACAGUUCAAGAUUAUCCAGGUAGAAAAGGGUAUUGGAAUAUUGGAGUUCCUCCAUCUGGUUGUAUGGAUCAAUAUUCUUUUAGAAUUGCAAAUAGAAUUGUUGGAAAUGAUAGUUCAGCCCCAGGUAUUGAAAUUACAUUAAAUGGUCCAAAAUUAUUAUUUCAUCAAGAUUGUGUAAUUGCAGUUACUGGUGGUAAAGCUCCAAUUGAUGUUAAUGGAAAAUCACAAAAUCAAUGGGAACCAAUAAACAUUAAAAGUGGUGAUAAAUUAGCAAUUGGUAAGUUAGAAACUGGAUGUCGUGCAUAUUUAGCUAUUAGAGGAGGUAUUGAUGUUAUUGAAUAUUUAGGAUCAAGAUCAACUUUUGCAUUAGGUAAUCUAGGUGGCUAUAAUGGUAGAGUAUUAAAAUUAGGUGAUGUCUUGUUUUUAGGACAACCAGAAAUUUCAAGUUGUACAUUACCAAGUCCAAUUUCAUCACCAACUAAAAUUCCAACUUCAUUGAUACCAAAUUAUGAUAAUAAAAUAUGGAAAGUUGGAGUUACAUGUGGACCUCAUGGAUCUCCAGAUUUUUUCAAAUCAGAAUCAGUUGAUGAAUUUUUUUCAUCUACUUGGAAAGUUCAUUAUAAUUCUAAUCGAUUUGGUGUAAGAUUAAUUGGACCAAAACCAAAAUGGGCAAGAUCUGAUGGUGGAGAAGCAGGUUUACAUCCUUCAAAUACUCAUGAUUAUGUUUAUUCAAUGGGUGCAGUAAAUUUUACUGGUGAUGAACCAGUGAUAUUAACUUGUGAUGGUCCAAGUUUAGGUGGAUUUGUUUGUGAAGCUGUUGUUGCAGAAUCUGAAUUAUGGAAAAUUGGUCAAGUUAAACCUGGUCAAUCUAUACAAUUUGUACCUAUAACUUAUGAUACCGCCAAAAUAUUAAAAUCUCAACAAGAAGAAGAUAUUAAAACUUUAAAAGGUGAUUUACCAAGUUUAGAAGGUAAAUCUUUACAAAAACCAGAAAAUCCCGUACUAUACAAAUUAAAAGUUUCUGAAAACGCACCAACUGUAACUUAUCGUCAAGCGGGUGAUAGAUAUAUUUUGGUUGAAUAUGGAGAUAAUAUUUUAGAUUUAAAUAAAGCUUAUAGGAUUCAUAAAUUAGUUGAAAUGGUUAAAGGAUUUAAACCAAAAGGAAUUUAUGAAUUAUCACCAGGUGUUAGAUCCGUUUUAGUUGAAUAUACUGAUGACAUAUCUCAAAAAGAAGCUUUAAAUAUUUUAGUUUCAUAUGAAAAAGAAAUUGCUUUCAUUAAUAAAUGGGAAGUUAAAUCAAGAAUUAUAAAAUUACCAAUGGCUUUUGAAGAUAAGAAAACAUUAGAUGCAGUUAAAAGAUAUCAAGAAACUAUUAGAAGUGAAGCCCCAUGGUUACCAAAUAAUGUUGAUUUUAUUGCCAAUAUAAAUGGUAUAACAAGAAAUGAUGUAAAAGAUAUGUUAUAUACUGCAAGAUUUUUAGUCUUAGGUUUAGGUGAUGUAUUUUUAGGAGCUCCAUGUGCUGUACCAUUAGAUCCAAGACAUAGAUUUUUAGGUACUAAAUAUAAUCCAUCAAGAACUUUUACUCCAAAUGGUACCGUGGGUAUUGGUGGUAAUUAUAUGUGUAUAUAUACUAUGGAAUCACCAGGUGGAUAUCAAUUAGUUGGUAGAACUGUACCAAUAUGGGAUAAAUUAACUAUUGGUGAUCAUUCUCAAGAAUCAAAAAAUCCAUGGUUAUUAUGUCCUUUUGAUCAAAUUGAGUUUUAUCCAGUUGAAGAAUCCGAAAUAGAUAAAUUUUCCGAAGAAAUGAAUGCAGGUAAAUUUAAAGUUGAUAUUGUCGAUUCUGUAUUUGAUCAUGGUAAAUAUUUACAAUGGAUUCAAGAAAAUUCUGAAUCAAUUGAAAAAUUCAAACAAGCUCAAGGUGGUGAAAAAUUAGAAGAAUUUAAUAAAUUAAUUCAAAUUUCAAAUUCUGAAUUAGAAAAAAAUGGUAGUAAAAUACAAGAAGAUGAAAAAUUCGAUGAUAAUGCAGAAAUGGUUUAUUCUGAAUAUUCAGGUAGAUUUUGGAAAUCUUUGGUGAGCGUAGGUGAUAAAGUUGAAAUAAAUCAACCAUUAGUAGUUGUUGAAGCUAUGAAAACUGAAAUGGUUGUAAAUGCUACAAGAGCAGGUAAAGUAUUAAAAAUCUAUCAUAAAAAUGGUGAUAUGGUUGAUGCUGGUGAUUUAGUUGUUGUAUUAGAAUAG